Molecule: messenger RNA, 6571 nt
Organism: Caenorhabditis sp. 36 PRJEB53466
Lineage: Eukaryota; Metazoa; Nematoda; Chromadorea; Rhabditida; Rhabditidae
Source: the annotation of a GenBank genome assembly
AUGCAGAUUUUUCUAAGCAUUCUCUUAGUAGCACAGGUAAGUAGUUGAACUUUUUUUUAAACAAAUUUCUUCGAAACAAAAUGUGUUAAGGUAAGAGCCGAUCUUCAAUUAGUGGUGGUUUGGGGUAAGCCAACAACUCUAUCAACCAACACGAUUAUGACUACAACCUAUGACAAUUGUCUUACGACGUUCUACAACACUGCCCGAUACGUUCUCGCCUGGUUCACUGCCUCCACCUCCACCUGCGCACUUUUCAUGCCGAAUGGAAGUUUGGUCGCUCAAAAAAUGAAUAGCUCUUCCGGGUCUCGAGUUGUUUUUAAGGUAUUUCUUUGGCUAGGCACUGUGCGUUUUGAGUGCAUUGAACGAGUCGCUGCAUAACUCGAAGAGCAUAAUUCGGAGAGAAUAAUCGUCAACUGCAAAAUUGACCAGCAUAACAUUUCCUGCAACUUUCCAGUUGACCACUUCUCUCUGCAAUUGUUUUUUCUUGAGAUACAGGCUGCUGAAAACAAUCGUUCAGAGGGCAUCCAAAAAGAUAGACAGACAGACAAACGCCUCUUGUGUUUUUAGAUAAAUUUCAGAGAAACACGAUAGACAACUGUCCGGCGAUCGCCUCAAGUGUUCCGCCGUUGUUCGGACAAACGUUUGCAGAGGUUCGCUUUCUUUUCUCCGGAUACCAGGCAUUGCACUGCCUACCCUUUGGCGAAAAAAAAAUUUCGCGUGCUUUUUUGCGUGCGGCUCUCAGUGUCGAUUUACGCGAUACAAUUUUUCAACUGAAAAUGAUGUUUUUCCGAGUUUUUGGGAUUAUGCACACUUUUCCAUUCAAAACUUUUGCCUCACGUUUGUUCAAAUGACCGAUAGCUACAAAAUGAUCACACAGAGUGCUCGUGUAAAAGCGAAAAUUCGAAAAGUAAUUUCGUUUUUUUUUUAAUUUGGCUUGAAAAACGCGAACUUUCGGAAGUUUCGAGAAAACAGUUGCCUCACGAUUGUUCAGCAGACAAAGGCGGUCAUUUUGAGCCAAGGGGCGGCGCAUAAAAUGCAAAAAUUUCAGUUUUUGAAGAUCCGAACUUAAAUUCACAGAAAAUUGUAAUAACGCGCGCUUUCUUGUUCGCAAAACGCUAAUUUAAGGUCACAGCUGUCAUUAACAAUUCGGAAAUUCUCUGUUUUACUUCAUUUUUCUCAUUUUCGCAUGAAAUUUCGGGGUUUUCGGAGAAAAAAAUCCAGAAAUUUCAGAGACCCGCUUUUGUUUUCAACGACACUCCGUUUUAACGCGGCGCUCAAUUUAGCAUUAGCUCGAUUGUUGGCGAGACAAAUCAUUGAUACAUUUUUCAGUGGUACUUUUCAAGUGUCACCACGUCAACCGGCUACUACAACAUCACUGAAACUACAAAAAGUGGCGUCACCUCGUGGAUUUUUCGUUUUCGCAACUAUGUCGAGUGUGAUGCGGAUUCUCAAGUAUUGGCGAGAUCGAACGCUUAUAUUUGUGUGACUGUAACGUUACUCGACAGUAAAUAAUGAUCUCCGUUUUUUGCAGGCCCGAUUAUUCCCUUCGCCAUACUGUCAGAGCCAAACGGAUGCUCAGACAUUGUGCAAAAAUGGUAGUGGCCUCAGCCUAACUGGUCCCGCUAGUUUGACCGAAGGAACUUUCAUGAUAAGUCAGUUUUAGCAAAUGUUUUUACAUGCUCGGCCUAAACAUUUUCAGACUUGGCCAACAUCGCCUUCGCCGCCACACCCGUCUACGUCUCUUCCACCGAUUUCUCUAGCAUCAACAUUUGGAUAGACGGCAUCAGAAGUGACGGUUUUCCGAGUCAAACGUACACUUUUUCGGAUGCUCAACUCACGGACACCUCGGGUUUCAACUGGAACGCGACGGCGCUGAACACGGACCAAGGGCCGUGCAAUUACUUGAUUACACGCUGGCAGAGCUCGUACGUUUUCGGAGCUUCGUAAGUUGUGCCCGUCGACAGCAGUUUAGUAGUAUUGCCACGGUCUCCAGUGACAAUGAGCGCAAGAACGAUACAUUGGCGCGAAAUUCAAAUUUUUUGUGUUUUUCGCCAGAUUAGCCACGAAAAAUCGAUAAUUUCUCAUUUGUCUCUCGAUAGACCGAUUUUAUAGGCUAUUACGAAUUUUUUAAGCGCAAGCGCGUUAAAUUUGGUCAAGUCGCAAAUCACAUUUAUCCGAUUGAAGGUGUUUGGCUAAAACUGCGUGAAUUUCAGUUGCUUUUCGGUAGUUUUCGCGGUUCGAGCGCUCAAAAUGCUUGUAUUUACGUGAUUUAUCAUUCUCAAAAUCAAUUCUGUCGGAAAACGGUCAAGAAAGCGCAAAAUGAGAAGUUUUUGGGCGGCGUAGGCGAAAAAGCGAAAUCCGCGAAAAAUGCGCCAAAACGUCAUUAAUUCUGUGAGAAUUAGUGUGUUUUCAUGUCGAACAAUCAUUUUUCAUCGCCGUUGACCGCAAAAAUCAGAAAAAACCUGCUCAAUUCAUAAAAACGCCAUUUGGCCGCCGAGGCCACGCCCAUAUUGUCAGCUCUGGAGACCGUGAGCAGAGUUGAGCGGAAGAACUCAACGGAAGAACAAGGAAGAAUUUUUAUCUUUUUUAGAAAAUUUUUUCAUGGAAUGUGAUCAACUGACGAAAUGUAUAGCAAAGUGAACUCUGCUCAUAGAAAAAUAAUUGUAAAUUUAGCGUUUCAUACAAAAAAGUGAUUCCUUCCGUCUUCCGUUAGUCCUCUUUUUCACGGAACAACUCGAAUAACUUGUUUGUAUGAAACGCUAAAUUUACAAUUAUUUUUCUAUGAGCAGAGUUCAGUUUGCUAUACAUUUCGUCAGUUGAUCACAUUUCAUGAAAAAAAUUUCUAAAAAAGAUAAAAAUUCUUCCGUGUUCUUCCGUUGAGUUCUUCCGCUCAACUCUGACCGUGCUAGGGAGAGAAAAGGAAUUGCAGAUGCGAUUCGACACAAUCCGGCAAAUCUUACUGCUUCCGUGGAGCUGUGUGUCGAACUCAACCGCUUUAUUCGUUUUGACAAUGAAACAUUUUCGUCAGGCACUAUAUAGUCUAUGUCAUUUUUUUAAAAUAAAUGUAACGUGAGAUUGCAUGAGACACAAUCAGUUGUCAGCUAAAAGACGGAUUUUGUGAUUGUAACGUUGUUUCCUGAACAAUUUUUUUUUCUCAAAAACGCAUCUAGAAACCAAACACCAAGCAGACAAAGUUAAUAAAGUUUUGUCGACGUCGUAAAUGGAGAGCGUAAAAUCGCAAAGUAUGGCGUGCAUAGUCUCGGCUCCGUUUCCGAGCCCGAGAAAUGAAGCUCCCCCUGGCGGCCGUCGUGUGUUUAGCCACACUUUUAGGUACAACCAAUCAGGUAACCCCGUAUGGAAGUUUGUCGUUUUUCAAAUGAAACUCAAAAACACAGACAAUCUCUAUCCGUAUGGUGGUCACGUAUGGCCGCGUUCGCACAUUUGGAGCGUUUGAUUCAUUUGCGUACUCGUAUGAGAACUGUCUCGCCAAAUGUUACUACAAUUCGAGAUGUGUUGUGAGCUUGAAAAUUGUGUCUAAACAUGAAUAUAACUCUAAGGUUGCUCAACACUCUGCACAAACCAAUUGCCUCAACUACUAUCCGAAUUCAACGUUGAGUGUCAUCAAGCAUACGGUUCCCAACACGUUCAGAGUGGCUUUUAAGGUGAGUUUCAUGCAAACUAUUGAAUAGAGCUUCAAAAUUUACCUAGUUUUGUAUUACAUUAUUCUUCGCAAUUGUGACUUUAAAGUGACGUAACUUUUGUUGUCCAACUUCAAAAAUCGAUUGACUUUGAAGGGCUAUAUCUCAAAAUCCAAAGAUUAUUUUUAAAAGUGGUCAAUAUAAAAAUUGUAGCAAAUUUUGUGCUCAACAACUUUGUAGUUGAUCAUUUUAAUCAAAAUCCGGUCAUUUCUGAGUUCAGGUCAAAAAAGUGACUUGUGGCCUCAAAGUAACACGUAGCUCGCUAAACCCCAAAACUCCUUUAACUUUGAAGGUCUAUAUCUCGAGAACCAAUAAUUAUUCCAAAAAGUGAUCAACACAAAAAAUUUAGCAAAUUUUGUGCUCAACAACUUUCUGGUUGAUCAUUUUUACCAAAACCCAAGCGUUUUCAAGUUCAGAUCAAAAAAGUAACUUGUGGCCUCAAAGUAACACGUAGCUCGCUAAACCCCAAAACUCCUUUAACUUUGAAGGUCUAUAUUUCGAGAACCAAUAAUUAUUCCAAAAAGUGAUCAACACAAAAAAUGUAGCAAAUUUUGUGCUCAACAACUUUCUGGUCAUAAUCAUUUUAACCAAAAACCAAGCGUGUUCAAGUUCAGGCCAAAAAUGUGAAAAUAAUAAUUCAGCGAAGUCUAUCCACUUGCCCGGUGAGCUCAGAUGUUCCGUUAUUCGGCAAAACGUCCGUCUCCGAAAGUUACACAUCCUAUGGCUCGGUGCUCAAUUACACAAUAUCCAAAGGAAACGACUCUUUUGGGAAUACCACGUGGAACUUCAAUUUCACCCCUCUGAUCCGAUGCAAUAGCACUUCGACCAAGUUGAUCAGAGGCAAUAACACGGUUUGUGUUGAGGUACGCUUCAACAAAUUGUAUUCAUCUGAAAAAGAAGCGGUCACAGGUGAAACUGUUCCCCUCCACAAGCCCGUGUCAAACGCAGGCAAAUGGCGGAAAGCUGUGCAAGACUGGAAAUGGACUCGGACUGACGGGACCGUAUAAUAGCGCCGAGAUGGAAUAUAUGAUCGGUAAGUGUUUGAUGUUUCAGGAGAAUUCGCACUCGACUCUUCAAUCUGUAGCAUGAUUUCCAAAUUUCCAAACGGGGAACAGAUGGGCAGCAGAGUUGAGCGGAAAAACUCAACACGGAAGCAUUUUUAUAUCUUUUUUAGAAAAUUUUUUCAUGAGAUGUGAUCAACUGACGAAAUGUAUAGCAAAGUGUGCUCUGCUCAUAGAAAAAUAAUUGUAAAUUUAGCGUUUCAUACAAAAAAGUUAUUCGCUAACGGAAGACGGAAGGAAUAACUUUUUUGUAUGAAAUGUUAAAUUUACAAUUAUUUUUCUAUAAGCACAGUUCACUUUGCUAUACAUUUCGUCAGUUGAUCACAUUUAAUGAAAAAAUUGACAAACGACGUAUUACUGGUUCUUGACGCCCGUAUUCCUCAUUCCAAAACUCACUCAGACGCUAGCGAUCUUUUAGGACCGCGGGGCUCGUUUUUUCGCAACAUACGCAGCCAAAUGGUAUGCAUUUUUGCGCGUCGGUGUGGCUCUGCGUACAGUGCAUUUUAUGUUACGCGCAAAAUUUAUUUUUUUAGUUGUUGAUAAAUUUUCUCCAAAUAUUCAUAUUUUUAAAGCGUUUUUCUCUGCUUUCUACCUAAAUUAGACCUUUUUACAUAUUCCAGAUGAAGUAAUACGCGAAGAGAAGUCGAUGCGAUGAAAAGAAGCGCGUAAGGAAAUGGAAGUAAUGUUUUAUUCAGAAAAUAUACGAUUUCUCGAAAAACGUCUCUAGAUCUGUUAAUCUUUUGAUUUAAAAAGUUCAUUAACAUGACUGUGAAUGUUUUCGAAUAAAAAAAAAGUAGAGUGACAGCUCGCUUUCGCGUAAAAAUUUGUCUUUUGCCGGAAAACAGUGACAUUUCGUUGAAAAAAAAAAUUUUCUCAAAAAUUGUCUCUAGAUUUUCUAAUUUUUUUGUUUAAAUAGUUUACUUACAUGACUGUGAAUGUUUUCGAACCGAAAAAAAGUAGAGUGACAGUUCGUAGAAGCAAAAGAAAAAUUUUUCAACGAAAUUUCACUGUCUUCCGGCAAACUAUCGUUUUUUCCGCGAAAGCGAGUUGUCACUCUACUUCUUUUUGGUUCGAAAACUUUCUCAGAAAUGUAAGUAAAGUUUUUUAACCAAAAGAUUAAAAAAUCUAGUCACGUUUUUCGAGAAAUCGUGCAUUUUCUGAAUAAAACCUUACUUUCACUUACUUACGCGUUUCUUUUCAUCGCAUCGACUUUUCUUCGCGUAUUACUUCACCUGGAAUCUGUAAAAACGUCUGAUUGAGGUAGAAAGUGGAGAAAAACGCUUUAAAGAGAUGAAUAUUUGGAGAAAAUUCAUCAACAACUAAAAAAAAUGAACUUUGCGCGUAACAUAAAAUGCAUUGUACGCAGAGCAACACCGGCGUGCAAAAAUGCACAGACUGAGGAUCAAACGCGCCGUGGGGCCCUGUAUGCUUUUUCAACACUACUUUUUCCAGAUCAAACCUCGGCGGCCGUCAAACCGACGACACAAUACACGUCGGGCUAUUAUUCGGGUGGCGGUUGGAUAAGUGUGUGGUUGGAUGGCAUCAAAAAUGGCGCCGCUUACACAAUGACCGAUGCAACGCUGAACGGCGUGACUGGAUACGAUUUGUCGGCGGCAACAGCCGCAUACUACGCCGUAGGCUGUCUGUUCAUCAAUAAUAAUCUGGUGGAGACGAAGGAGUACGUGAAAAAUACCCUUUUUUUCAUUAAAAAAAACGUUGUUUAGAUGCGAUUCAACGAUCCGCACAAGCACAAAACCGUUUUUCUGCUAUCGAGGAGCGUUCUGCAAGACUCAGCCGUUGUACUUUUAUUGA